CUGGAUGCUUCACUUUCAGGUCUCACUGCGUUUAGUUCCAGUACUCAAUUUACAAGACGGUAAAGCAGAUGCACAUUGUCUGGUCCUAUUUGGCUAUGAAUAAGAAAUAAAGCUUCAGCGCAAAAUUGGGAUUCCGUUUUCCCAUCGUGUGUAAAUGGUAACAACCCAGCUCCACAAUGGAUGCUUUGUCUUGUCUUGACACCUGUUAGACGAAGAGCCAAAGAAGACGUUUAAAACAACUGUCCAAUGUAAGGUGGCUGAACGUUGCUGCUAUUGCAUGAUUUUUCGUCGCGGUUGGACUGAGAGAGGAUACGGUCAACACAAUGGAAAGUAGUACACUAAAUGAGCAGAACUUUUGGCCAUUUAACGAAUCAUUGGGGAACUCAACCCUUGGCAACGGGACCAUCGGGGGAAAUCAAACAAACCCCCUGAAACGGAAUGAGGAGGUGGCUAAAGUGGAGGUGACUGUGCUCGCCCUGGUCCUGCUCCUGGCGCUGGCGGGGAAUCUGUGCGUCCUGGUGGCCAUUCACACCACCAAGCACACACAGUCCCGAAUGUACUACUUCAUGAAACACCUCAGCAUCGCGGAUCUUGUUGUGGCUAUAUUUCAGGUCUUGCCACAACUUAUCUGGGACAUUACUUUCCGUUUCUAUGGACCCGAUAUCCUGUGCAGGUUGGUGAAAUACUUCCAGAUCGUCGGGAUGUUCGCAUCUACCUAUAUGCUUGUUUUGAUGUCUAUAGACAGGUGCUUGGCGAUUUGUCAGCCGCUUCGGUCUCUGCACAAGCGAAAAGACCGUUUCUACGUGAUUAUCUCCUGGGUCCUCAGCCUAGUGUUCAGCAGCCCACAAAUGUACAUUUUUUCCCUGAAGGACGUUGGCUCUGGAGUGUAUGAUUGUUGGGGUGACUUCGUGGAGCCCUGGGGUGCCAAAGCGUAUAUAACUUGGAUUAGCCUUACAAUCUACAUCAUACCAGUGGCCAUCCUGAGCCUAUGCUAUGGACUAAUAAGCUUUAAGAUCUGGCAAAACUUUAGAAUGAAAACCAAGAGGGAGCAGUGCAUAAGCCUCACCCCGAAGACUUCGAAAGGUCUUGCGCUCGCCCGGGUGAGCAGUGUAAAGCUCAUCUCCAAAGCGAAGAUAACUACAGUUAAAAUGACAUUUGUCAUAGUUCUGGCGUAUAUCGUUUGCUGGACUCCUUUCUUCACCGUGCAGAUGUGGACGGCUUGGGAUCCAACGGCGCCUCGAGAAGCCAUGCCCUUCAUCAUCUCCAUGCUGCUGGCCAGUCUGAACAGCUGCUGUAACCCAUGGAUCUACAUGUGCUUUGCAGGCCACUUGUUCUCAGACCUGAAGCAGAAUUUCCUGUGCUGCUCGGCCCGCUAUCUCAAGUCCUCCCAAUGCCACUGCGAACGUGACCAUGACUCCAGCCGCAAGAGUAACUCCUCCACCUACGUCAUCAAGAGCACCAGCAGCCAGAGGAGCAUUACACAGACCUCCACCACAUGAGACGCCCCGCAGGUCUCCCCCGCAGGUCCCCCCCCGCAGGUCAGAACUGUGAAUCCCCCUUCCCAAACCUUCACCGCCGCCCCAAACCCAGACUUGUCCUUCCCCUUCUCUUG
Molecule: messenger RNA, 1612 nt
Organism: Oncorhynchus masou masou (cherry salmon)
Lineage: Eukaryota; Metazoa; Chordata; Actinopteri; Salmoniformes; Salmonidae
Product: isotocin receptor-like
Exons: 3
Coding region: 324-1499 (391 amino acids)
Biological process (GO): maternal process involved in parturition; cellular response to hormone stimulus; positive regulation of vasoconstriction
Cellular component (GO): plasma membrane
Molecular function (GO): oxytocin receptor activity; peptide binding; vasopressin receptor activity
Source: RefSeq, a predicted model, not a curated record